Molecule: messenger RNA, 3076 nt
Organism: Fragaria vesca subsp. vesca
Lineage: Eukaryota; Viridiplantae; Streptophyta; Magnoliopsida; Rosales; Rosaceae
Product: probable LRR receptor-like serine/threonine-protein kinase At1g06840-like
Exons: 20
Coding region: 260-2860 (866 amino acids)
Source: RefSeq, a predicted model, not a curated record
AUGUUGAGGUUGAAAUUUUGGGGUUGUCUCAUUGCUCUGGCUUGUUCUUGGUUCUUCCUAGUUGCAGUGGCACAAGUUACAAAUCCUUCUGAAGUUGAUGCAUUGAGGGCAGUGAAGGGUAGUUUGAUUGAUCCCAUGAAGCAUUUGAGGAAUUGGGGACAAAGGGGAUCCAUGUAUAGCGAAUUGGACCGGAGUUUUGUGUUUCGGUGAUGUUGGGACUGAUGGAUACUUGCAUGUCCGGGAGCUGCAACUGCUGAGUAUGAAUCUCUCAGGAAGCUUAGCACCAGAGCUUGGCAAACUAUCUCAACUUCUGAUAUUAGAUUUCAUGUGGAAUGACUUAAGUGGGACUAUACCGAAGGAGAUAGGAAACAUUAUGUCCUUGAAACUCUUGCUCUUGAAUGGAAACAGACUAUCAGGUUCCUUGCCUGAUGAGCUUGGUUAUCUUGAAAAUCUAAAUAGACUACAAGUUGACGAGAACCAUCUUUCUGGUCCAGUACCAAAAUCAUUUGUUAACUUGCGCAGCUUAAAACACCUCCACUUGAAUAACAACUCCUUCAGUGGCCAAAUUCCAUCUGAGAUUUCUGGAAUACCCACUCUUCUUCAUGUGCUCUUGGAUAAUAAUAACUUAUCUGGAUAUCUUCCACCAGAAUUCUCCAACAUUUCAGGGUUGCGCAUACUUCAACUCGAUAACAACAACUUCAUGGGAACUGAGAUUCCAGCUACCUAUGGAAACCUUUCCGGAUUGGCAAAGUUAAGUCUCAGAAACUGCAGUUUGCAGGGAACAAUUCCUGAUCUUAGCCAGAUACCUAACCUCAGUUAUCUAGAUCUAAGCUGGAAUCAGCUUGCUGGACCAAUAGCAUCACAUAGACUUUCUGACAAUAUGACAACAAUUGAUCUGUCAGAAAACCAUCUUAACGGAUCUAUUCCUGAAAGUUUCUCCAAUCUUCCUCAUCUUCAGAAAUUGUCGCUCGAGAAUAAUUUGUUGAAUGGUUCUGUCCCUGCUGUGUGGAGGAACAUAUCUUUUAGUUCAAGAGCUAGACUUUCAUUUGAUCUCCGGAAUAAUUCACUCUCUAACAUAUUAGGAGAGCUGAAUCCUCCAGCAAAUGUCACCUUGAGGCUUGAAGGAAAUCCUAUUUGCAAGAAUGCUAGCAUAGAAAAUAUAAUCCCGUUCUGUCAAUCUGAAGUGAGAGAUGGCAUCCCUGAAGAUUCAAUAAAUUCGACUCAACAGAUGAACUGCCCUAUUCAAGCAUGUCCAGUGGAUGAUUUCUAUGAAUAUGUUCCAUCUUCCCCGGUGCCAUGCUAUUGUGCAUCACCUAUUAUAAUUGAAUAUCGUCUCAAAAGCCCAAGCUUUUCUUAUUUUCCUCCAUAUAUACAGCAGUUUGAAGAAUAUUUAACUAGUUAUCUCAAAUUGGAGAUUUAUCAGUUAUCAAUAAGUUCCUUUGUGUGGGAAAAGGGUCAUCGCUUACGGAUGCAGUUGAAGUUCUUCCCUGUGUAUGGUGCUUCACACUCAUAUACAUUUAACGAAAGUGAGGUUCUGCGGAUUAGAGGCAUCUUUACAGCAUGGCUAUUUCCUCAAAAUGAUUUCUUUGGACCUUAUGAGCUACUCAAGUUCAAUCUGCUGGGACCUUAUUCAAAUAUGAUUGUUAAGAGACAAAGGAUGGUCAUCAGUAAGGGUGUAUUAGCAGCUGUUAUAAUAGGGGCCAUUGCUUCGGUUGUCAGUGUAUCUGCAACAGUCAUGCUAUUGUUCACAAGAUGCCGCAGAAACAGAUACCCACCACCUUCAAGGAGACACUCAUCGUCGAAGAUUUCUAUGAGAAUUGAAGGUGUAAAGUCUUUCACUUUCAAAGAAAUGACGCUAGCCACCAGGAACUUUGAUAGUUCAACUCAACUUGGACGAGGAGGUUAUGGGAAAGUUUACAAAGGUAUCUUAUCUGAUAACACAAUUGUAGCCAUAAAACGUGCAGAAGAAGGAUCCCUACAGGGUGAAAAAGAAUUCUUGACUGAGAUAGAAUUGUUAUCAAGGCUACACCAUCGAAACUUAGUCUCGUUGGUAGGAUACUGUGAAGAAGAAGAGGAGCAGGUGUUGGUUUAUGAGUUCAUGCCUAAUGGUACCUUACGUGACUGGCUUUCUGAUAAAAUCAAGGGAAGCCUGGACUUCAGUAUGAGGUUACGUAUUGCAUUGGGUUCAGCCAAAGGAAUUCUUUAUCUCCAUACCGAGGCGAAUCCUCCUAUAUUUCACCGAGAUAUUAAAGCCACCAACAUACUUUUGGACUCCAACUAUACUGCUAAGGUGGCUGAUUUUGGACUCUCACGACUUGCUCCUGUCCAGGAUGAUGAAGGGACUGGCCCUGGAUACGUAUCUACAGUUGUGAGAGGAACACCGGGCUACCUGGAUCCAGAGUAUUUCUUGACCAGUAAGUUAACAGACAAAAGCGAUGUGUAUAGCCUUGGAAUUGUGUUUCUGGAGCUCUUGACUGGUGUGCUGCCAAUAUCACAUGGCAAAAACAUUGUUCGGGAGGUGAAUAUGGCUCAUCAGUCGGGCUUAAUGUUCUCCAUUAUAGAUACCAGAAUGGGUUCAUAUCCAUCUGAAUGUGUCGAGAGGUUUGUAGCUUUGGCCCUCAGAUGUUGCCAAGAAAAACAAGACGACCGGCCAUCAAUGUUAGAUGUGGUGAGGGAGCUUGAAAACAUCAUCAAAAUUAUGCCGGGAGCUGAUACAAUAUUCUCACCAUCUGGUUCCUCAUACAAUGAAAAAUCACCAACUUCUUCUUCGACUUUUACUGGGGACCCGUAUAUGUGCUCCUCCAGUGUACAAGGAAGUGAUCUAAACAGUGGUGUGGUCCCUACUAUCUUGCCUCGAUGACAGCCUCAGGAGUUCAUUUACGUCAGUGUAAAAUUUCUCGGUUUUUGUCAUCAAAAUGGUAAAUAAUAGGGAGAGGUACAUAGAUAGUGUAUGUAAUCUUAUUCGUUUAACAGAACAAUUGAACAAAGAUAGUGAUUUCACCAUUGAAAUUAGGGAAACUCGUCUGAAUGGUAUCUCAACUUUUACUUUUUAUAAACUUUGGUAUUUCAAGUUUCG